Messenger RNA from Ananas comosus (pineapple), 2882 nucleotides. Its product is annotated as mRNA-capping enzyme-like. The record is from RefSeq and is a predicted model, not a curated record. NCBI's taxonomy places the organism in Eukaryota, Viridiplantae, Streptophyta, Magnoliopsida, Poales, Bromeliaceae. The coding region runs from base 167 to 2197 and encodes 676 amino acids. Gene Ontology annotation, biological process: protein dephosphorylation; 7-methylguanosine mRNA capping. Gene Ontology annotation, molecular function: mRNA guanylyltransferase activity; ATP binding; mRNA 5'-triphosphate monophosphatase activity. The transcript has 18 exons.
CCCCGGCCCCCGACCCCCUCUCGCCCACUCCCCGAAACCCUUCUCCCCUACGUCACCUCUCUCCCCUCAACCCCGAGCUCCGAUCGGCGCCGUAGAACCGUCGCCGGCGCCUCCUCCGCCGUCGCCGGAGAAGGCACCCGAAAAUUUAUGUGCUGGUUGAUGUUGAAUGAUCCUUUCAAUGGAUUUAAAUGCGUCACCUUUGCCUGAAGAAGAUGAACAGCCUUAUGAAGAACAGAUUGACAGUGAUCUUAUACAGGAGGAACGCGUGGAGUCUGCAGUGGCAACCAUGCGAAGGGAACGUGAAGAAAGGCGCCUCAGAUUAAAAAGAGAAUACCCAGAUGAAGGACCAAGGCGAUAUUCACAACCAAGGAAUGACUACCUGCCUCAAAGCAGAAGCGUUAGACCUUGUGGAAGAAAUAGGGAGAUUCCUCAAGGCUGGUUGGAUUGCCCUGCACUUGGGGAGUGCAUAGAUAAAAUAAUUCCUUCCAAAGCUCCUCUUGAUGAGUCAUAUAAUGAAAGUGUGGUGCCUGGCAAAAGAUAUUCUUCUAAACAAAUUAUCAACAAGCUUAGAAAAGCCGGACGGGAAUUAGGUUUGGUGGUUGAUUUGACAAAUACAGAUCGCUAUUAUUCAGUUUCGGAAUUUAAAAAUCUAGGUAUUCAGCAUCGCAAGAUCAAAUGCAAGGGAAGAGAUGCUGUACCAGAUAAUGAGUCAGUGAACAUAUUUUUUAAUGUGGUUUUUCAGUUCCUUGACCGCCAAAAGCAUUCGAGGAAUCCCAAAUAUAUCCUUGUCCAUUGUACUCAUGGGCAUAAUCGUACAGGUUUUAUGAUUGUUCAUUACCUUAUGCGCACACAUCUGUCAAGUGUUGCCGAGGCAUUGCAUAUAUUCGCUCAAAAGCGUCCUCCAGGAAUAUAUAAGCAGGAUUAUAUUCAAGCACUGUAUACAUUUUAUCAUGAAAGCCCUGAGAAUCUUGUAUGUCCUCCCACACCUGAGUGGAAGAGAUCCUCCGAUCUUGAUUUAAAUGGUGAAGCUGUCCAGGAUGAUGAUGGUGAUGAUAAUGGUGACCCUUCAGCCCUUUCACAUGAAAAUGUGGAGAACAAAAAGAUAACGAAUGAUGAUGUUUUAGGAGAUGCAAUUCCUUCUGACCGAGAAGAAGUUCUGCAACAGAUAUGUUAUCGUUUGCUUGAACUAACUCCUACGGCAAGAGGGCCUAGAAACAAUUUACAAUUUCCAGGAUCACAUCCUGUUUCACUCAACAGGGAGAACCUACAGCUAUUAAGGCAACGGUAUUAUUAUGCUACUUGGAAAGCUGAUGGGACACGAUAUAUGAUGCUUAUCAUGAGAGAUGGUUGUUACUUGAUUGAUCGAAAUUUUCGCUUUAGAAGGGUUCAGAUGCGGUUUCCUUUGAAGAAUAUAAAUGAAGGUUUUCAUGAGAUGACUUUGAUUGAUGGGGAAAUGAUUAUUGACACAAUACCUGACGCUGGACUGAAGAGAAGAUAUCUAGCAUAUGAUCUGAUGGCAAUUAAUUCAUGCUCCAAAAUAAAGUUGCCCUUCUCUGAAAGAUGGAAGCUACUUGAGGAAGAAAUAAUUCGGCCUCGAAAUUAUGAGAAGAAGCAAUUUGAGUGUGAAGGCAAAUGCAAUCCAAUAUAUCGAUAUGACAUGGAACCAUUUGGAGUUAGGAGGAAGGACUUCUGGUUAUUAUCAACUGUUGUAAAGCUGCUUCAGGAGUUCAUCCCAAGACUUUCGCAUGCAGCUGAUGGCCUUAUAUUUCAGGGUUGGGAUGAUCCAUAUGUGUGUCGUACACAUGAAGGACUUCUGAAGUGGAAGUACCCAGAUAUGAAUUCAGUUGACUUCUUAUUUGAGAUGGGGAGUGACAACCGCCAGUUGCUUUUUCUUUAUGAAAGAGGAAAGAAGAAACUCAUGGAUGGAUCUCGGGUCAUAUAUGGAGGUCAAGAAGAUAUUUCUACCCUAUCAGGAAAGAUUAUUGAAUGCGGGUGGGACCAAGAGGAGAGCUGUUGGAUCUGCAUGCGUGUCAGGACUGAUAAAUCAACUCCUAAUGACAUAAACACAUACCGAAAGGUAAUGAGGAGCAUCAACGACAACAUUACAGAAGACGUGCUUCUGAGUGAGAUAUUGGAGAUAGUGCGCCUCCCAAUGUAUGCUGAUAGGAUAGCUCAGCUUCAGCAUCGACGUAGGUGAUACCCAAGUUCUAUUGCUGGCCAGUUAUAAUUUUUUUAGCAUACAAAAUCCUUAAUUGCACAAACUUCAAAUAUUUUCUAGUAGAGCUGAUGAUGGCUGGUUUUCAGUGGCUUUCUGUAAGUAUUAGAGGGUGUUAUUAGUGUCCUACGAGGCUCGACAAAAUGCAGGUCAUUCAGAUUCUUGCUCAAGCCUCCGGGUUGUAUAAAGUCGCAAUCCUCUUGUAAAUCUCCUCUCUUUUUUACUUGUAUUCUUGUUCUCUUUUAGUUGGAAAUAUAGUAGCUGCAACCGGAGCCGGAAGUAUGUCUACUUUGGCCUACUACAGCACUGAUAACUACUGACUGCAUCCUUGUCCUUAAAUAAACAAGAGGGUUCUUAUUGGGCUUCUAUGCAUAAUAUUUACUUGGAUUUAUGCCUUAACCACGACGUGAAAUAGGUCAUGUUGAAUUAGUGAUUUGCCUUCCUGUGUUGUUCUUAUUUCGAUGGCAGGGUUGAGUUGUUCUCUGUCUUUAUUAUUUAAGAGGUGUGUUCAGUUAAAGAAAUUGUCUCUGCUGCAGAAAAAUUGUAUUGUCAUUCUUGAAAUAUUGGACAUUUUGCGGUGGACAGACGGAUCAGAGAUACGAGUGGCAUUUUGUUACUUCUGCCAUUCGAAUAUACUUGUUGGCAUCGAGGAUUUUGUAGCUUCAAA